AUGCAUGCCACCGUCGCCCCGGGAAGCUACUGGGCCGCUUUGCAGAAGCAGCUCGCCGCCUCCAACCCUCCCGCCACUCGGCCCGCGACAGCAGCCACAACGUCGUCGUCGCCGUCGCGCGGCGCACGCGGGCACCCGCAGCACGGCAAGGGUGUCGUCAUUGAGAACAGUAGUCUUUUGGGGGGCCUCAACGACCCUGACGAGGCGAUGGCGUUUCGGCAGUCCAGCGCCGCGGCGGCUGCGGCAGUAGCAGCAGCGGGGGAACUCGUGCAGGUGAGCCCAGCAUGCAACGGCAGCGGCAGAACCCGCUCGCUCGUGGUGGACUUUAUCGAUGAGUGCGUGCGCAGAGGUGUGUCGGAGUCCGUCAUUGUCGAGCACGUCAUGUUCAUGGUCCACGCGAUGCAGGAGGAGAUCAACCUGACGGAGGCCUUGCAUGCACGCUUCCACCAGGACCGCCUGCGCCAGUACGAGAUGCUCGAAUUGUCAAAGACGCUAGAGCGGCAGCGAGUCUACCACGAUGAACAGCAACAGCAGCAGCAACAACAACAACAGGGCAGCAAUAGGAAGAAACCGCAUGAGCCUGCGAAGGAAAACAAGGAUUUGGUACAAAGCCAGGAGCGUGAGGGCAAUGCCCCGCCGUGGCGUCAGGCGCGGUGGAACGCGGCACCCGUCGUCGGAGGUCGCGUUGGCGGGCGUCGUGGGCGCCAGGCGUUGCCGUCGAGCAAUGAGAGUCGUGCGCGCGUGGCAUUUACGCAGACGCCGCUGGAUGGCACUGAGCCGCAGCGACAGGAAAGAGGGGGGAAUUGGGGCACUGCAGCAGCAACUUUUCAGCGCUUCAUGCGGCCGACGGAUGCCAGCAAUAGGAAAGAGCGACGAAAGUACAGGGCGGUCUCGGAGGAGCUGCAUGCGCCUCCUCCCCCGCCGCGAGUGAUGCGAGCGCAGAAGUUCACGACGCCGACCCUGCCAGGGGCGCGGUGUCGGCGUCUGCCGCUUGGCAAGGACGCGUUUGCCCGGCGUGGGCGUCAGCGGCUUGUGGGCAAACCGGGCAGCGCGGGCGACAGUCACCUGACGUGGUCCGACGACGACGACGACGGCGAUGACGAGGACGGUAAUACGCUCCCCCUUCCAAAAUACCCUGGUGAGGGGCGCAGCCCCAACCCUAGGGCAGAAGACGCUCCACAGCUGGAGGGAGAAGCCACGCCCUCCGACACCGUGCUUUCCUCCUUGUCACCACCGCGCAGCGAGACUCUUCGUGCCGGUGACGGCGUCCCUGCGACAGGGCUCGACGUUGUGGAUAAAGGGCCUGAGAAGAGGCAAACAGACUUGGUGGGGGAUUUGGGCCGGUGGGCAGCGGGGAGUUUCCCUGCCACUGCCACUGUCUCUGCAUCCGCGGCCGCCCCGCCGUUAUCCGCUUGCACCCCCUCAUUCUUUCCGAGCCCGCAGCUGCAGGCGUACAUCGAGCAAAGCCGGCGCAAGGUACGGGAGGUGGAGCGUGUUUUGGCGAGCACACCUGAGUGCAGCAGUAUGCGGGGCGCGCGGUGA
Messenger RNA from Trypanosoma conorhini, 1542 nucleotides. RefSeq lists its product as uncharacterized. The coding region runs from base 1 to 1542 and encodes 513 amino acids. The record is from RefSeq and is a predicted model, not a curated record. The transcript has a single exon. Lineage: Eukaryota; Euglenozoa; Kinetoplastea; Trypanosomatida; Trypanosomatidae.